AGCGAGUUGACUUGAAGAUAUGUGCAGAAAUGAAGUCUUUGGCGUUACUUUUGGUUCUUGUUUCCUUAGUUGGAUUGGCCAUGUCAUGGAAUUGGCCAUGGGAGCCAUCUCCAAAAAAACCACCCGUUGUGUUUCCAAUUCCAUCGCCGAAUCCUCGCGAUAAGUGGUGCCGUCUUCAACUGGGACCUGCUUGGGGCGGAAGGUGCUAAAAUAAUUUUCAUAAUUUUUUUGAAAUAAAAGAAUAUUGAAGGUAAUGGAGAUGCAGGUUGAAGUAAAA
Messenger RNA from Drosophila gunungcola (fruit fly), 277 nucleotides. RefSeq names its product accessory gland-specific peptide 70A-like. Gene Ontology annotation, cellular component: extracellular region. The coding region runs from base 30 to 209 and encodes 59 amino acids. The record is from RefSeq and is a predicted model, not a curated record. Gene Ontology annotation, molecular function: hormone activity. The transcript is spliced from 2 exons. Lineage: Eukaryota; Metazoa; Arthropoda; Insecta; Diptera; Drosophilidae. Gene Ontology annotation, biological process: regulation of female receptivity, post-mating.